This is a messenger RNA of Athene cunicularia (burrowing owl), 7175 nucleotides long. It is a transcript of the gene USP32, whose product is annotated as ubiquitin specific peptidase 32. The transcript is spliced from 34 exons. Gene Ontology annotation, molecular function: cysteine-type deubiquitinase activity; calcium ion binding. Gene Ontology annotation, cellular component: Golgi apparatus. The record is from RefSeq and is a predicted model, not a curated record. NCBI's taxonomy places the organism in Eukaryota, Metazoa, Chordata, Aves, Strigiformes, Strigidae. The coding region runs from base 1 to 4953 and encodes 1650 amino acids. Gene Ontology annotation, biological process: protein deubiquitination.
AUGCAAAUGCCCAGCCAACCAGGCGGUUUCUGGGACAAGGAUGCUGUUGAAAGUAACAGGACGGUCCCGUACUCUGGAACAGUUACAGACAUAGAGCUAAAGCGACUGAAAGAUGCUUUCAAGAGAACCUGUGGACUCUCCUAUUAUAUGACUCAACAGUGUUUCAUCAGGGAAGUUCUUGGUGAUGGAGUCCCUCCAAAAGUUGCUGAGGUUAUCUACUGUUCAUUUGGAGGAAUAUCCAAAGGGCUGCACUUCAAUAACUUGAUAGUCGGGUUAGUUCUACUUACAAGAGGCAGAGAGGAAGAGAAAGCAAAAUACAUUUUCAGUCUCUUUUCUAAUGAAUCUGGGAGUUAUGUUGUCCGUGAAGAGAUGGAGAAGAUGCUGCAUGUUGUUGAUGGGAAAGUCCCAGAAUCACUCAAGAAAUGUUUCUCUGAGGGUGAAAAGGUAAACUAUGAGAAGUUCAGGGUUUGGCUAUUGCACAACAAAGAUGCUUUCACGUUUUCCCGCUGGCUGCUGUCUGGAGGGGUGUAUGUGACACUCACUGAUGAUAGUGAUACCCCCACCUUCUACCAAACCCUGGCUGGAGUCACACACUUGGAAGAAUCUGACAUCAUCGAUCUUGAAAAACGAUACUGGCUGCUAAAAGCUCAAUCAAGAACUGGACGUUUUGAUUUAGAAACAUUUGCCCCCUUAGUUUCCCCUCCUAUUCAUCCAUCUCUGAGUGAAGGUUUGUUUAAUGCUUUUGAUGAAAACCGAGACAAUCACAUAGAUUUUAAAGAAAUUUCCUGUGGGCUCUCAGCAUGUUGCAGGGGACCCUUGGCAGAAAGACAGAAGUUUUGCUUCAAGGUUUUUGACAUUGACCGGGAUGGUGUGUUGUCUCGCACUGAACUCAAAGAAAUGGUGGUUGCACUUUUAGAGGUCUGGAAAGAUAACCGUACUGAUAAAAUAUCUGAAUUGGACAUGGGUUUGUCUGAAAUUGUAGAAGAUAUCUUGAAUAUGCAUGAUACCACAAAGCUUGGACACCUCACCCUGGAGGACUACCAGAUAUGGAGUGUGAAGAGUGCACUUGCCAAUGAAUUUUUAAAUCUACUUUUUCAGGUGUGUCAUAUAGUUUUGGGGCUACGACCUGCCACUCCAGAAGAGGAGGGACAGAUCAUUAGAGGCUGGUUAGAAAGAGAAAGCAGGUAUGGCCUUCAGCCAGGGCACAACUGGUUUCUUAUUGCAAUGCCAUGGUGGCACCAGUGGAAGGAAUAUGUCAAAUACGACGCAAACCCUGUUGUGAUAGAACCUUCAUCUGUCUUGAGUGGAGGUAAGAAUUCACUCGUAGCUGCUGCAGCCAAUACUUCAGAACAGGGAGAAGACAAAAUGGGAGGUCUUAAUUACUUCAGUGCAACAGAAGAAAAGUUUUCAGAUAAUAUUUCUACUGCAUCAGAAGCCUCAGAGACUACUAGCAGCAAUACUCUGUACCCUGGCACACCAGGGACUGAUGUAUGUUUUGCUAGGCAGCAUAAUACUUCGGACAAUAAUAACCAGUGUUUCCUUGGAACCAACGGGAAUACUUUGCUACAGCUUAAUCCUCAGAAACCAGGAGCUAUUGAUAACCAGCCCCUAGUAACACAAGAACCAGUGAAGGCUGCAUCAUUAACAAUGGAGGGUGGAAGAUUAAAGCGAUCUCCACAACUGAUUGAAGGAAAGGACUACAUAAUGGUGCCAGAACCAGUUUGGAGAGCACUUUACCAUUGGUACGGAGCAAAUCUGUCCUUGCCCAGGCCGGUGAUCAAAAACAGCAAAACAAAUGUGCCUGAACUCGAGUUAUUUCCUCGCUAUCUGCUCUUCCUGAGACAGCAGCCUGCCACUCGAACACAGCAGUCAAACAUCUGGGUGAAUAUGGGUAUGAUGAGCCUGAGAAUGUUUCCUCAGCAUUUACCUAGAGGUAACUUAAGAAUGCAGCAAGAAUACAAGUGUGCAGUUUCUAAGAAAGCAAGACCCCCAGCUCUAGAAGCUUGCUGCCACUGUGCUUGUACACCAGCUAAUCAACUGCUUCUGUUGGCACAGAAGCCAACCACCAUCCAGGAUCUUUUUCAAACGAGUAUGUUAAGAAAUCACAAUGAACAAGCAGAAUGUAUCCCUCCGAAUCAUCAAGUGCAUAACUAUCUUACUUUGUUGGAUGAUGAAGAUCACAGACUGGAGUAUCUUAAAAUCCAAGAUGAGCAGCAUUUAGUAAUAGAAGUUCGAAACAAAGACAUGAGCUGGCCAGAGGAGAUGUCUUUUAUAGCAAACAGCAGUAAAAUAGACAGACAUAAAGUUCCCACUGAAAAGGGUGCCACUGGAUUGAGCAAUCUGGGUAACACGUGCUUCAUGAACUCCAGUAUCCAGUGUGUCAGUAACACGCAACCUCUGACGCGCUAUUUCAUCUCAGGAAGGCACCUUUAUGAACUUAACAGGACAAAUCCAAUAGGCAUGAAAGGACACAUGGCCAAGUGCUAUGGGGAUUUGGUUCAGGAGUUGUGGAGUGGAACUCAGAAGAAUAUAGCACCGUUAAAGCUGCGGUGGACAAUAGCAAAAUAUGCUCCAAGAUUUAAUGGCUUUCAACAGCAAGACUCGCAGGAGCUUCUGGCUUUUCUUUUGGAUGGUCUUCAUGAAGAUUUGAACAGAGUUCAUGAUAAGCCAUAUGUUGAACUGAAAGACAGUGAUGGUCGACCAGACUGGGAAGUAGCAGCAGAGGCCUGGGAAAACCAUCUGAGAAGAAACAGAUCCAUCGUUGUAGAUUUAUUUCAUGGGCAGCUGAAGUCACAAGUAAAAUGUAAAACUUGUGGACAUAUAAGCGUUAGAUUUGACCCUUUUAACUUUUUAUCCUUGCCUUUGCCAAUGGAUAGCUACAUGCACCUAGAAAUUACAGUAAUUAAAUUAGAUGGUACUACUCCUGUUCGGUACGGCCUGAGAUUGAACAUGGAUGAGAAGUAUACAGGUUUGAAAAAACAGUUAAGUGAACUCUGUGGGCUAAAACCAGAACAGAUUCUACUUGCAGAAGUGCAUAGCUCCAAUAUAAAGAACUUUCCUCAAGACAACCAGAAAGUCCGGUUAUCAGUGAGUGGGUUUUUGUGUGCAUUUGAAAUACCGAUUCCAGGAUCACCUACAUCAGCAUCAAGUCCUGUGCAGACAGAUGUCUCAACGGGGCCAUCAGCUAAUGGGGCACCCAAUAUAAUGAUGAACGGGGACCUUCCUAAACCAACCCUAAUUCCAAACGGAAUGCCAAAUACUGUAGUGCCAUGUGGAACAGAGCGUAACCUUGCCAACUGGACUCUCAACGGCCACGUGCCCUCGCUGCCUGAUAGUCCAUGUACAGGGUAUAUAAUUGCAGUCCACAGAAAAAUGAUGCGGACAGAAUUAUAUUUUCUUUCAUCUCAGAAGAAUCGUCCCAGUCUCUUUGGAAUGCCACUAAUUGUUCCUUGUACAGUUCAUACACGGAAAAAAGACCUGUACGAUGCAGUGUGGAUCCAGGUUUCCAGGCUUGCUAGCCCCCUCCCGCCUCAGGAAGCUAGUAAUCAUGCCCAAGACUGUGAUGAUAGCAUGGGCUAUCAGUAUCCGUUCACCUUAAGGGUAGUUCAGAAGGAUGGAAAUUCUUGUGCUUGGUGUCCAUGGUACAGAUUUUGCCGUGGCUGUAAAAUUGAGUGCACAGAAGAUAGGGCUUGUGUUGGGAACGCCUACAUUGCUGUAGACUGGGAUCCAACCGCUCUCCAUCUGCGCUACCAGACGUCGCAAGAACGGAUUGUAGAAGAACAUGAAAGUGUUGAACAAAGCCGACGAGCUCAAGCAGAGCCCAUCAAUCUCGAUAGCUGUCUUAGAGCCUUCACCAGUGAGGAGGAGCUGGGAGAGGAUGAGAUGUACUACUGUUCCAAAUGCAAGACCCAUUGUUUGGCCACCAAAAAACUGGAUCUGUGGAGGCUUCCCCCUAUUUUGAUCAUCCACCUGAAAAGAUUUCAGUUUGUAAAUGGCCGCUGGAUUAAAUCUCAGAAAAUUGUUAAAUUUCCCAGAGAAAAUUUUGACCCAAGUGCCUUUUUGGUACAAAGGGAUCCAAGUAAUUUUCAAAGAAAGCAGCUAACGCUCCAGGUUGACAGCCUUCCUGAACCACGGACUCUCCAAGGGGAGGCUAGAAAAACAGAUCUGCAGGCCACCUACACGCCAGGAGAAGGAGAUACACUGAACAGAAGUCCAUCCUCCCUUAACACUACUGUCUUGAAUAAUAUCAAAGCAUCUCCAUCUUUGGGGAGGAAGAGUGGAGCCAGCUGUCCUUCAAGUAAAAACAGUAGCCCAAAUAGUAGCCCAAGGACUUUAGGAAGAGGUAAAGGGCGUCUGCGGCUACCACAACUGGGCAAAAACAAACUCUCCAGUAGCAAAGAAAAUUUGGAUUCAAGUAAGGAGAACGGUACUGACCAGGAGCAGAGAUUCACUUCGGAUCAAGGCGAUGCUCUCACUAGAGGGCAGAUUCUGGGUGGUAGCCAGAGUGAGCUAUAUACUGCUCAGGACAGUGAGCUGACUCUAGCCAACGGAUACAUCUGCGAGCAGAACGCCUAUAGCAAUGGCAGCAUCAACGGUCAAAUCGACAACCACAGCGAGGAUGAUACUACAGAUGACCAAAGAGAAGAAGUUUGCGUUAACCCUAUUUACAAUCUAUAUGCAAUUUCGUGCCAUUCAGGAAUUAUGGGAGGGGGUCAUUAUGUCACUUAUGCCAAAAACCCGAACAACAAGUGGUACUGCUACAAUGACAGUAGCUGUAAGGAAUUGCAUCCCGAUGAGAUCGACACCGACUCUGCCUACAUUCUUUUCUACGAGCAGCAGGGGGUAGACUAUGCACAAUUUCUGCCAAAGAUAGACGGCAAAAAGAUGGCAGACACAAGCAGCAUGGAUGAAGAUUUUGAGUCAGAUUAUAAGAAAUACUGUGUUUUACAGUAAGCGGAUGAUCUUCCACGGACUGUUUUGAGAAUGUGAGGGAUAACAUCCUGAAACUUACGUUUGACAAAAAUGUUAUUGAAACAGAUAACCUAAAUGUAGUUAUUGUACCCUGUGAUCUGAAAGCACAAAAAGAAAACCCUAAUUAAAUAGCAGUUAAUAUAAAGAUAGUAUUGUUUUGUUCUGUUAUCUCACUACAUGCUCUAAACGUUUCUGAUGUUAGACAUCAGGCUGAGACUGCCAUUGGCCUUUAAAUAAAAUGGUUUGAGAAAAGCCAACUAGGACCAAAUAAGAGCUAAAUUAAAUAGUCCAAACAGGAGCUAAACGAAGUAGUGUAGAGUUUACCAACUGUUCUAACAAAUCCCUAAGGCUCUCUUUAGGUUUAAGAUAAUGGGGAAAAAAAAAAAAAAAAGUAGUGUUGUCUUUGGACAACACGAUAUUGCUACCUCCUUUUUCCUGCAGUUUUAUUGCAUUUUAUUGGCAAAACAGGGAAAGCAAGAGAAUGACUAGUGCACAGACUUAAAGAAUUAUCAUCGAGAGUAAGAAAAGUUUCCAGUUUUGCCACCACUAAUGUGUCAUUUGCUUUCUUUCUGUAUGUUGGGAGCACAACCAAAUCAUAAUUUGAGAAGAGAUUCAUUUCUACACUUGAAUGGUUUAUUAUAAUUGUGUUUUCUCCAUGUGUUGGCUGUGCAGAUCAACAUGUUUCAGGAAUGGCUUUUCUGCCUGAAGAGAGCUAUCUCAGACUGCUGAGAUGCCUCGAGAAGGAACUUCAGGUUGAAGAGAGUAGUUGUGAUUACACGCACGGUGUCUUAAAAUGUGCACAUUGCACAAAAUGUUCCCAGCUUUUGGAAAGAAAGAUGCUUGAGCUUAUGUUUCAUGACUGGUGUUGCUUUUAAAUUUGCACUUUUAAAAAUUCAUAUAAUUAAAUUCAAAAACAUGGUUUGUUUUUGUUGUUGUAAGGGCUCUGGAGUGAAUGGCUGUGAAUUAUCCACUGUGUAUUUCAAACAAAUAAGAAGCUGUGGCUGUCAGGUAGCUAUCGUAGCAUUCAUGGAUGGAUUUAUAUUUUUUUUUUUCAUUAUUGGUUUCAUAAUUUAAUGGAGUUUCUUCUUUUUUUUUUUUCCAAAAUUUGGUUGCCUUUUCAAAUUUUCUUUUUUUGCAACAGGUUAUGCAUAUACUUGCAGAUAAACCAGAAUUGCUUUCCAUGCCCUUGCAACAUGUCAGCAGGCUUAUUGCAUGAAGGAAAGCAUGACUGAGUCUGAGAAGAGACUGGAAAAAAAGAUGGUUAUUUUCUGAGUAGGCAUUUCUUUAAACAUUUUCAGUGUUAAAUUAUUUGCAUAUCUGAAUGAAGAUAAAAAGUUUCACUCUUCUGGCCUUUUGUUCUUCCGCUGAUUCUAAGAAGCUUACUAAUUUUUUCGUAUGUCAUCAUCCAAAUUCUUGAGAUUUUUGUAUCUUCGCUAACAAAAUUGACUUAUACAGUUGAUCUCUGAAAUAAAUGUUUGGAUUCGUUUUAAUGUGUUUUACAAGAAUGCCAAACCUACCAGUAAGUUUAUAAUUACCAGGAAGAUCUUUUAUCCAUUUAAGAAGUUGUAUCAGCUGAUCUUGCUGUCUUUACUCAGGCAAACACCUCCCGGCCUUUGCUGGAGGUCGUGCCUCUGAGGACAGCAGAUGGGUUCCAAAACAAGUAUCGUCUCAGUUGUAAAGUGUUGCUCCCUAUCCUAUAUGGUCUUUUAUCUUUAAACAUUGAGACUGAAGAAAAGUAAACAUGACUUGUGAAUUUCUAGGUUAGAAGCUUUUUUGACACCCGUUUGUCUACUCCUCCCUCUGCAAACUCCAUGAAAAGUGAAAGAUAUUCAACUGAUUUACUUUAAAAAGUUUUAUUUAAGCAGGUAGCACAAUCUACUAAUGUUAUUUGAUCUUCUGUGUUUGUUACGUUGGUUGUAAUUAAUUUUUUUAAAUUAAAUUAAUUCAUGAAUUAGUAGUAAAUUAAGUUAACUAUUAACUACAUUCACUUUGUAAAUUAUUGUAUAAAACUUAUUGACAAUGCACUGACUUUAGAAAGAUGUUAAUGUACAUAAAUACCUUGUAAAUAAAAUAGUGUUGAUGUACUGGAAUAUGAGCUGUAUUAAAAAAAAAAAAGUAUCAGUAAUUGUAUAUGGAGUGAACCUGUUUAUCUGUAACUAUAUUAUUCAAACAAAUUAAAUACUGUGGAUGCAGAUGAAGUGUCA